AUGUCUGAGGCAAGUAUUAUGAGCCCUGUUGGACAAGAAAUUGAAGAGCCUUUGAACAGUUCGAUAUUGUUCAAUAGCGAUUCAACAUGCUCUUCAUUAGAGCUUUCUCAAAAUUCGAUAGCAACGGAAGGAAACUGUUCCGAUGCGAACAUGGAUUUUCAAAUUGACCGUUUCUCUGCUUCCGAUACAGAGGCCGACUCUGCAAUUAUACUGUUGAAAAGUCUAAAUAGCGAAUCGCCUUCAUCGUCGUUUGUUUCCCGUCGCAAUGACAAUUCUGCUAUCCUUAGACUAAACAACGAAUUACUGAAAGCAAAGAGAAGCAACUGGGAAGUGUUGGACGCUUUGGGAAAAGCUUAUGAAGACAUCAAGAAUCUCCGAUUGCGGGAGCAAAGGCUGAAUGCAAUCUUGUCUACCAGCAACGGCAAACGCGUUGAUGCAAACGGUUUUCCUGAAAGCCUUUCAUCACCUGACAGUAAAAUUAUUGAACUUCAACUUGCCUUAAGAAGAGAAGAAUCCAUUAAAACGAGAGAAGAUUUGCGAACAAUGAUAGAGGAACGCGACAAAUUAAAAGAAAAACUCGGAAAGAGCGAAAGCGAUCGAAGACUGAUCUCGCUUACAAGCGAUCAGCGCGCAAGAGAGCUCGAGAUUUCUCAGAACUAUAUUAACGAUUUAACAGCUAAUAUCAAAGAGAAAGAUGCUAAAAUAUUUUCAGCUCAGGACAAGUUAAUUUCUUUGGAGCUUCAAAUAAAAACGAAAGAUGAGGAAAUGGAGAAAAUCAGUGAAGAGAAAAAUAAUCUGCGCGACGCAGUGAUUCGGAGCGAGCAAGAAAUAGAAUUUCUGACAGAAACAUUACGAAAGCUAUCGCUUCCCAAACAGGAACAUGCGAAGUGUUUUACUAAGGGUAGAGAUCAUACGCAGGAAAGUCAAACUUUUGACCAGUCUGACGGGAAAGUCAGCUAUGUUGAGGAAAAUACGGAGAACUUCUUUAGGGAUGAAACGAGACUUGAAAGGGGAAUGCAGUAUCUGGAAUCAAGACAUAACCAAGACAUGAAAAUCAUCCAGGAGUUGAGUUCCAAGCUUAAAGAGUGGGAAAGGUUUGUAUUUAACAUAGAUAUUGCCUUGACUUACUAAAAUGCAAUAUCGUACUGUCCACCAUAUUGAAUCUAAAUUAAUAUUCACAGCUGUAUUGAUCCUGGUUUGAAAUACUCGACACGGUAAUGAACUGACCCAAAGAAAGUUUAAUAGUUGUUUCUGAGGUGUGUUUUGCCUUUUCAGAUCCCAUUUCUUAUGAAAUAAGAAAAACUAAGAUAUGCAGAAAAAAUCUUUUCCUUUUUAUAAAUGAAAAGUCACCUUAAUCAAAUUUUCAUUUGUUGCACUCGAGUACACUAGCUUGACGUGUAUGUCAAAAACACGCGUUCAAAACCUUUGUCUUUGUUUAUCAAAUCCUGAUGAAGAAAGUGAUUUAUUCAAAAUUGAUUGGGAAGAUUUUUAAUUUUUGCAAAAACUUCGUCGUUCUAUGCACGAUUGAUAGGAGGGGAAAUACGAAGCUUUUUGAUUAGCUUGACCUGCCAUGACAUAUUGCUCUUUUAUUGAAAAUGAGUAAAUUAUUUUGUCAUUGGUUAAUAUAUACUGAAAACUCUGGUCAAUAAUGAAAAAGACACAAGGUUUAACUGCGGAGACCCUUUAGACUGUGGUGAUUUGGCUUUGCUAAAAAACAGGCCAGGGGUAUGGCCUAUAGUAAUCGCACAAUUGAAAACGGCCCUGAGAGCUAAAAUAAUUGGAAAAUAGCGGAUCGUUUUCUUCUGAACAGAAUGUGAAGUUGUAAGAAAAACUCUCUAAUUUUGCAGAAGAAAACUGAAUCAUCUUGUCAAGUGCCCUGAGAGAACGUAUCCAAUUUGUUGGCAUUUUGACCCUCACUGCAGAAAGCUCUUUUCAAAAGCUAACCUGUUUCGGUCAGAAUUAAGUCGGAUUGUGGGGAUUACGUUCUUGGAUACAAUACUGAAGUUUUGUCAUCACAACGUAAAUUUAACAAAAAUCCAUCUGCUUUUAUCGACCAAAAUAAAAAUAUCUAGAGCCUCAAUAUGUUUUAUUAUCGACAUACUAACAUUGUCCAUUGUUGCUAUUGACCUUUCAAAAUAUGACUAAUUAAAAUCGCUUUUCUCAGAAUUCAAGUCUCUCGUCCAGCAAGCACUGUCAAUAAAAAAAGUUAACGAAGAAAUCAUGUACACUUUUACUCAACGACGGAUUACCACUUAAAAAAAAUUUCCGAAAUUCGGUCAGAAAGAAAAUGAAAAAUGAAAUUUUGGGUCCUUACAGAGGAAAAUUAAGUGUCCGGGAACAAUGGAUCGUCUGAAAAGAUAGUCCUAUUUUUCCGAACGGAAUGGAAUGAUCUAAACGCAAAUUCGUCUUCAAUUUCUGCAAACCUUACCUUUUUUAAAAUAAUAGUUUCCAGCUUAAAUUGGGGCCGUUUGUCGGUAAAUGGGACUGAUUUGAGCCAAUGGUGGACGCGAUUCUCAGUCUCGAGCGAAAUUUAACACUCCCUUAGCCAGCUGCUCCAGGCGUUCAGAUAGUGAGCAGGGUAUGGGUCGCUUUUGACUCUUUUUAGGGCGUGGCACUUUUUGGCCAAGCGGUCCUGGGUCUGAGUUUUGGACGGAGUGAGGGUGUGGAUCCGAGUGAGAAGUGGUUGCGUUGAGUCUGGAAACAAGAGACGCGAGUGGGAUCGCUCUUGGAAGGCUGAUCCAGGAGUUCAAAUAUUGGAGUGGGCGCGAAGUCAGAGAGGGGGAAAAAUAAAUAAUCAAUAUACCCCACCCCCUCGCUGUUUUUCCUGCUCACUUCUUUUGCACCGUCCCCACUAUCUGAACGCCUGGAACAGCCUAACAGUCCCUUGUUUUGUUUGCCAUUUAUGUAAACCGUGAAUGGACCAGUUUGCCCAUGUAUAUGGUAGACAAACUUUCGAUUUAUAUAUUAUCAUAUUUUUAGCAACUGUUUCUUCCCACUCUUUCAGGUUCGUGAAGUCCAUGAACGACCAUGCACUCGAUGCGAACCAACAGCAACUACAAGCCAGGACCAAAAUAGCUGAUUAUAUUAGAAUGCUUGAACAGCAAUUGCAUGAAUUAAAGAACAAUCGACCAAUCUCGAUCGACGAUUAUGGUUACUCAUCAGAAGCUGUCAAACAAAAUGAUAGGGGAUAUACUGAUCAAGAUUUAAGAGAGGACUACCAAGUUUCUCCACAAAUGGUACAACCGACCCAAGCAGAAAAUGCCAACUUUGAGCGUUACUUAAAAAGUUCUCAGUCAGAUUUCGAUGAGCAAGGUGUUAUGAGAGACGUAAGUGAUCAUGACCCGUUCGAUUUAACUGAUGACAUGGAUGAAGAGGACGAUUUUGAGCUUGCCAGUUGUUUCCGAUCCUCUGCUCGGCACCUUGUGCAACCGGACGAAGUCCGAAUGGCUAGAGUAACAACAAUAGACGGAUUUGUCUGCCCGCAUUCUCCUCCUGGAAUGGAUAACGCAUCGGACAAGAACACACCGAAACGUCCACCUAGGAAGACCGACUCUAGGAAAAGACGGAAGCUUCCAAACAUUACCCGAAAGCUGAGCACAGAAAGUGGUCAUAGCACAGACAGCUUGGUGACGCGAUCAGACGAAACAGCGUCUGUUACGUCAUUUGAAUCACACAUGUCACGUGAUAAUGCCCGUUUUCGUCGAGGUUCUGGUGGCGGUUCAAAUCGACGUCUUCCCCCAGUCCCCAGCGGUGAGGAAAUUAACUUAAGUAAGCAAAAAAUUGUUGAAGACAGGCCUGCUACAGAACCACCCAGUGUCAUGUCUAUUUACAAGGUUAAGGAGGGACCAAGAAGUGUAAAUAAUCAAAGCCAAGAUUCUGGACUCGGUAAAAGCGAGAAGAACGAUCCCACUUCUCCUUUUCAUGCAAGCCACAAGUUUAGCUUCUCCAGAUUUAGGAGAAAGUUUAGCAAAGGAAAGGAAAGUUCAGGUGAAGAAUAAAUUGAUAAAACUCGUUGUUAUAAGUACAUGUACAGUCCAUUUUUCCCGAUAGAAGCAUUUUACUGUUACUCCCAAAAAAUCGAUCUGCCAAUAGAGCCUUUAUGUUCGGAUCACGUGCAAUCCCAACCGGUUGAUCAGAUCAAAUUGAACUGUUUGGAUCACGUGGGCUAAAUCCCGUGCUGGGAUUGACUACUGCCAAAAGCGAGACCAUACCCAAGUAAUGAGUUUCCAAAAAGUCAAUUGGCCAUUUGCUCAUCUCCCAUAUUACACCUUGUUUGCCCGCAAAAUUUUGUAGAAGCAUUGUCUUUUAUUUCUCGUGGGACCACAGUAAUACCCAAGCGAAAUCAAAAACAAAGGUUAUGCAAAAGGGGGGGAUGGGGGGGCAAACAAGCUGUAUUAUGGGAAAUGUGAAAAAGGCGAAUGUCGGUUUUCCAGCGGGAUCAUAUUUAAAUUGACCAUCCUAAAGGGAUAAAUCAUUUUGAAAAAGUGAUUUUUGUACGAACUAAAAAAAAGCAUAUCAAAAUUAGGUAACCUGUAAAUUUUCAGCCGUAUAUCUCAAAAGUAGCGAUUGCAGUGGCCGACGAAAAUUAGAAGGAUAUGUAUGCGAAAAACAACUUUAGCCAACCAGUCGAGGUUUAGUGGUUUUCCAUACAAAUCCACGUUGUUAAAUCUUUCUCUUACGCCUUAAUGGAUACAAAUUGUCUGUUAUGAACAAAGAAAAAUUGAACCCCAUAAGGGCUUAAGGAAAGAUUCUACGACAUUUUUAAAAUUUCAUUAUAUUCAGAAGGAUUCGUCAUUUUAAUGUGCUCUUUCAAUUUCUGCAAAAAUCAUUUUUCUAAAGGUAACUGUUUUCGUUUUCACAGAAAGUUGAUCACGUGACCAACUACAGAAGAACCCCGUAACUCGAACUCCCCGCUAACUCGAACUAAGUCCCAUUUCCCUUGGAUUUCAACCCACGUUUUAGUCAUUUUUUGUCAGUUAACUCGAGCUCGGAUAACUCGAAUUCCUCGCUUACUAGAACUAAAUUGCCUUUUGAUCAAAAUUUUACUAAAAUUCACCCCGAUAACUCGAAUUCUGGUUCUUGCAACUCCACUCGGAUGCCAUUCCAUUAGCUCUUCUUGCUGUGUAAUCAGUAAAAAUGCUAAAACUAACACUACAGCAAUGUGAUCUUAAUUGGUGCCACGAACAGAUCUCGUUUUAUCAUAAAAAAAAAGCAUAAUCAUGUUAUCGUUUCUGAUGAAAUAAGUUAAAUUUGUACUGUACUAUACACUCAAGUGCGGAAAAAUCAGUAACUAUCGAUCAUUAACAUUGCAAAUUGAAUGCCGGUAUUCCAUCGAUCCCGAUAACUCGAACGAUAACUCGAACUGUUUUUCGUUUCCCUUCAGAGUUCGAGUUACCGGGGUUCAACUGUAUGACAAAGGCCUAUUCAGUUUGUUGUUGGCGAAAGUUGAAUUACUUCAGAACAAAAUUUCUAAAAAGAUCCAUGAGGGCUUCGCUUUCUUCCUUGGCUGAAUCUGUAGUUUAAAUUCAUCUUAUCAACUCCGGCAGUUUAUGAAGCAAAUUUGUUAUAUCUAAACAGGUACUCACGUUGAUGUUGACAGCCUUACGAAAACUGAAAAGGGACGUUUUAAGCAGAAGCUCUCAUUGUUACGAAGAAGGAAACGCCGCAGAAAUUCAAUAGGUAGUGUAAGCAGUGCUUCGGAAAGUUUUAGAACUAUUACUCCCUUGAACAGCGAUAAGGAAGACGUGGCUGAUAUAGGAAAAGAGCCGUUCGACUGGGGGAGGAGUCAGUCUCCAAGAACGACUUCUACGUCCUAUAAAAAAGGUAGAAGAUUCGUGUCUCGGUUGAUUUUAUUGCUUUAUCUCUAUUUUCAUUUUCUUUUCUGUUUUCAUACUUAAACUAACUAAUUACCUUUAAGACACAUUCUUUGGUGGAAACAUAUUGAGGUUGUCCCGAGGGCAUGACAAGCACUAUAGUCGUCAUCAUUAUCAUCGUCGCGAACUUAGCAUCACUGUUAUCCUUAUCGUUAUCACCUUCACGACGCAUUGAUUGUGAAUAUAUUACAUUACCACUAUUAUAAAGGAAGAUUUAUACUGAGAACAUACAAGACCUUUUUAGCUUUUAGGUUUUUUCCCAAUUCAGACCACUUGAUGUUUUCAAGGAAAUUUGGCAAUGUGGACAGCGUGACAUUUGAAAGAAUUCUCAGUUGUAACAACUCAUGUUCUGCAAUGAGGAAACAAAACAUCAGGCUACAGAGAUCUUAAGUCGACAUUAGCUUAUNAAAGAGCCGUUCGACUGGGGGAGGAGUCAGUCUCCAAGAACGACUUCUACGUCCUAUAAAAAAGGUAGAAGAUUCGUGUCUCGGUUGAUUUUAUUGCUUUAUCUCUAUUUUCAUUUUCUUUUCUGUUUUCAUACUUAAACUAACUAAUUACCUUUAAGACACAUUCUUUAGUGGAAACAUAUUGAGGUUGUCCCGAGGGCAUGACAAGCACUAUAGUCGUCAUCAUUAUCAUCGUCGCGAACUUAGCAUCACUGUUAUCCUUAUCGUUAUCACCUUCACGACGCAUUGAUUGUGAAUAUAUUACAUUACCACUAUUAUAAAGGAAGAUUUAUACUGAGAACAUACAAGACCUUUUUAGCUUUUAGGUUUUUUCCCAAUUCAGACCACUUGAUGUUUUCAAGGAAAUUUGGCAAUGUGGACAGCGUGACAUUUGAAAGAAUUCUCAGUUGUAACAACUCAUGUUCUGCAAUGAGGAAACAAAACAUCAAGCUACAGAGAUCUUAAGUCGACAUUAGCUUAUCAAAAAUCUCUCAUGGUUAUAGACCGCUCUUUUGUUUUGAAAAUUACUUUUAAUUAAUUAUUUGUAGAAUUUAUGCGCGUUUAUUAAAAUAUUUGGCCUCUAAUGAACCAUGUAACAUUGAUUUGGAUUUUUGCAGGUGGUGUCUCUCGUAAGUCAAGAAAUGUUUCUGAUCGACAUAGAAGGGCUUGUCUGUGGCUUGUAUUUCAACACUUGAAUCCUAUUGAACUGUGCGGUCUGGCUCGAGUCUGCCGUGAAUGGCGCGAAAUAAGCGAACAUCCCUCGCUAUGGAAGCAGGUGACGUUGGAGGAUAUACCAGUCAAUAAUAUGGUGAGUAGAAACCAAGUAACAAAGGUAAUUUUUUUAAGGAGAGCAAAAGUAUAUUGAUUAUACAGUGGAACCCCGCCCUACGGACACCCGUAUAUAAAACGGACAGUUUUUUUCCACCGUGGGCUCGAAAGACGAUCGGCUUUGGUAUAAGUUAUUCACUGUAUCUUCCACCCUUGUGGUACUCAUUUUGCGUUCUUUUCUUUGCAUAUACCGUAUUAUUAAGUUAAAAGAUGUUCGAAGAGGAAGUAGAAGAACUUAAAACCAGAGUUUGUGAAAAACAAGUUUUUUCCCUUGUUGUUUCAGGCGCUACAGGCCGUUUCCAGAAGAUGCAGUUGCAUGCAAUUUUUAAAGCUGAAAGGUAUUGUUCAAAAAACGAUUUUCUUUUCCAAAUUUUUCCCAAGACAAAACUCAUGGUAAGCACAUGAAAGAUGCCAGUACAAGAUUUGAUUACUCCAGGUUUAGAAUGCACUCUCAUAAUGGCCCAGAGAUACUACUCAGCAGAGAUAUAAAACUUCGCUUUUGUCUAUCGGUACAUGUGGGCCACUAUUAAGGUCCCGCGUUAGCCGGCAAACGUUUUUCCAAAGAUUACUCACAAAGUGACACCACAGUCUGGUUCCAUUUGUUAAAAAGGCGGAUAGCGCUAUCCGUCGGUAAAACAAUCCAAAACAAUUGUUACAGAGCAAAACUGACGUGAAGCUACUACUAUUGGAGCAGAGGUAAUGAACAGUGAAGCACAUGUCAAGAGAGAACUUGGUCACGUGGUACAAAUUCACGUUUGUCGUUUGCCGUAAACGUGACUUUAAAUCUCUCUAUUAUAGUAAAUGCGAAAAUAUAAUUCCAGAAACUUUAAUUAAAACUAAGCAAUUUAUGCCAUUAAAACUAGUAUUUAUCUUUCAAUAACAAUCCGAAAAAUUUUACCAUUUUUUAGGGCUGAAGAUAACAAAAUCAAGAGGCAAAAACCACGAUUCCAAACCAGAUGACUUGAGGUGAGGCUAGGGGCAGCCUUGCUCAUCCUUUUCCUUCGGCUUUGACUGCAAACUGCUACGUUAUGGACUGCUAAGACCAUUAGUUGCUCGAACCCAACGCAAAUUUUAUGCCAGUCAACAUGUACCAUUGCAAGUGCACGCCCAACAGACUUCAACAGGAAGCCACCUAUUAUAUGUUCUUUAGACUAGAAAGAUACUUUUAGACUGCGUAAUAUAUAGAGGAUAUUACAUGGUCGCGCGGAAAUACGAAAUUUCUCUUCGAGUGUUGAAAAAUAUUUUACGAGUGAUUGCAGCGAACGAGUGAAAUAUUUUUUCAACACGGGAAGAGAAAUUUCGUAUCUCCAAGCAUGAAGCUACUACUAUUGGAGCAGAGGUAAUGAACAGUGAAGCACAUGUCAAGAGAGAACUUGGUCACGUGGUACAAAUUCACGUUUGUCGUUUGCCGUAAACGUGGCUCUAAAUCUCUCUAUUAUAGUAAAUGCGAAAAUAUAAUUCCAGAAACUUUAAUUUAAACUAAGCAAUUUAUGCCAUUAAAACUAGUAUUUAUCUUUCAAUAACAAUCCGAAAAAUUUUACCAUUUUUUAGGGCUGAAGACAACAAAAUCAAGAGGCAAAAACCACGAUUCCAAACCAGAUGACUUGAGGUAAGGCUAGGGGCAGCCUUGCUCAUCCUUUUCCUUCGGCUUUGACUGCAAACUGCUACGUUAUGGACUGCUAAGACCAUUAGUUGCUCGAACCCAACGCAAAUUUUAUGCCAAUUAACAUGUACCAUUGCAAGUGCACGUCCAACAGACUUCAACAGGAAGCCACCUAUUAUAUGUUCUUUAGACUAGAAAGAUACUUUUAGACUGCGUAAUAUAUAGAGGAUAUUACAUGGUCGCGCGGAGAUACGAAAUUUCUCUUCGAGUGUUGAAAAAUAUUUUACGAGUGAUUGCAGCGAACGAGUGAAAUAUUUUUUCAACACGGGAAGAGAAAUUUCGUAUCUCCAAGCUGGUAUAUAAUGUUCUAUUUAUUAUAUAAACAUUAAUGAAAUACCGAUCCAUUACACUUUUAAUUAAUACUUUUUUGCUGUGAAAGGCGCGAUUUAUUAUGUAGCCAUAGCAACGGUGAUAUUUCACAUGUAAAGAUAUCAUGUUUCGCGCGAAAGCUCUCCUGGUAUUUCAUUGGUGUUUAUAUAACAAACCCUGUUUAGUACAGACUCGCGCAAACGUAAACACCCUGUUUAGGGUAAAAACCCAUACCCUGUUCAGCGGGAUAAUCCCGCAUAGGCCAUACGAGGGAGUACACCCUCCGGGAUUAUCACGCCUACAGCUAGCCAGGCUAUAGAUUGUGGAUCGUUUGCGAAAUUUGUCACAUAAAUAAGUAGAGGCAAGGUUGUUUAAACACCUUCAUGUCAUAACCAAGUCUCUCAGCUGUAAAAGCUGUUUGAAAAACAGCCAGUUGAGCUGGUGCAAAAUUGUAGUGACAAGAUCGUUCUUCCUAGACGGGGUAACAAUUUUGCAAGUGAAACUCUGUAGUAACUGAAGUUUCUCAGUUUACUUUAGAAGCAGACCAGUCUGGGAUUAGCUGACUGACUCAUUUUAAGUCUUAUUGGGGUUCUUGUUUUCUCUCUCAAGUUGUUAUUUAGAAAGAGGCCUGGAGUUUCUUUUAAAAGCUGCCGGAUCUAGUAUGCAGAGCCUUCAUAUUGAAGACUGUGGUAUCUUUUUAACAGAUAGGUAUAGUGACUUUGUUUAACGGAAGGAAUCUUAGCACUAACAAUCAUAGCUAGUUAAACUGUAUUAUUCGUUCUCAGCCGUCACUUUACUUUUCUCUGGCAGAUGUUUAUCCCUGGUCGGGUGUUACUGCAGAGAAUUAAAAGAAACGGUUUACAUCAGUGAUACAUUUCCCGUAUGCCCCGAGGCAUUAUGGGCCUUGUGGGCGUGUCGACAGCUUCACACACUUCGCGUACCGCCAAUGUUCCCGAGGUGAGACUUGACUCUUUGUUGUUGUCAGUGACUUCCAAACCUCCAAACACCGGUUAUUCAGACCCAAUUACGAGCGCAAAAUUUUUCUUGAUGUUUUCCCAGGCCGUGUAUGACAUAAAAAAACCCCUAACAUCUUACUACCAAAAUGAGGCCAAUUCAGUGUGUGUUGCAGCCCAAUGUUAGGGCUUUUAACAACGUGUGGGGGUAUACUUUUCAGCAGAGUCUUUAUGUUUAGUUGCGCCGUUCUGAUUAGCCACAAUGAUAGGGAGUUUACGCAACGACGACGACGACGACGACGGCAACGAGAAUGGCAAAAAAAGCAGUAGGUUUAAUUUAGACAAGCAAAAUAACAACUUUGCACUUGCAUCACGCUUUUUUGUACAUUUCUUAGCCGUCGUUGCACGACUUCAACGUGAAAGUGCCUAAUUUCACAUUUUGUCGAGGACGGGAACAAGAGACAAUAACUUUCUUUUUUCUUUUCCUGAACUUUGAUGCAGUCCUUUAGAAUUCAACUCCAAAAAAAUUUGCCAACAUUUGACGAAUUAAACGAGAUGUAGUAAGCGCCAUAAAGUUUGAGGCAGCGCAAAUUCACUUUUGAAGUGACGUUUUCGUAGCCGUCGCCGCCUUUUCGUAAACUCCCUAACGGCAAAACAGCUGUCUACGGCUACAGCCCUGCUCUGGGUUGACUAGUUGAAACUUGAUUUACCCUGCCAUUUUCCCAACCAGUCAGAGUCAAGACCAAUGUGUCUUUCCCACGAUCCUCGAUUCCUUUUUUAUAUUCCAAUGGCUCCGAAUUAUCUGGCGUUUUGCUGCGAUGUAGAAGCCAAUCGACAAAUCUUCUUUUUGGACGUUGGCUUUUUCUGAAAUACGCAGCUUCGAUUUCCCACAAACAGAGUAACCGACAAGGACUGAAGGCGGUAAUUAAUGUGCUUGUUUUUCCCUUAAUACUGAAUUCAUUUCAUUUUCUUUCGUACAAGUUAUCAUCCAGGACGUUUUAACGACAAGAGCUUGGAAAUGAUACCCAACUGCUGGCCAAACUUGCGCCAGCUGACAGUCGGCGGCCCCAGCAUCACCUCUGCAGGACUAAUUCACAUUGGUAAACUGCACUAAACUAUUUUAUCUUAUCUCAACUCCCAUCCUUCACUCUGCAGGACGCGCGUUCGCAAAAUCAAAUCGAAUUAAAUCAGAUUUAUUUCCUCGUGCCACUUAUAGGUUUUACAACUGGCAUCUUGUAAUUAUUUUUAACCAGAGACAACAGUAGCUGCUAUUAUUCCACCCCGAGUAAGCAAACAUUUCAGCAAAGCUCCAAUAUGAUAAAACUUUUCCAAUAGAUGGGGAUGAAAACCAUUCGCUGGCGAUUCGCAUAGAAGACAGGAAAAAGUAGAACGAACAAAAUUUGACAAGCAAUAUUAACAGCGCUGUAAAAAUCUUCAGACGUAGAUUCAGAAUGUAUGUCUAGGAGGACGAUCAAGAAUCAUUCCUGUGAACUAAAGAUAGGCCAUAGGUUGAGAUUUCAAACUCUAGAUGUCAGGAAUACUUCAAGAAAAAUGUAAUAGCUCGCCCUUUCAAAGAAUCGGUUAUGAACAGAAAGUACUUCAUUUUCUUUUUCCGUCAACUGUCCUUAUGAACAGAAAGUACUUCUGAAUCAAUUUUCUUCAACCGUCAACUGUUCUUUUCUGUUUAUAUGAGAUUUUUUACUGUGAUAUAACUAUUUAUAUGAGAUUUUAACAAUGUUUUCUUGCCUUUUCUUGUUUUAAAUCACAUCAUUUAGCCAAAGGUUGUUUGAGACUUCAAGAACUAGAACUGGAUCGUUCAAUAUUAAUAAAUGAAGAAAUCGCCCACACCAUGUGCUUGUGUGGACUAAGAGGACUGGAAACGAUUUCCUUCACCUUCACCCCAGUCUCUCCCGGCGCAAUUAGGGAGCUACUAGGUAAAGCCACGUUAUUUUGAUUUCUAGCAAGGCUAACAUUUUAUAUCUUAUGUAAACCGUUCGCCACGUUUUGUAAGGAAAUGUAUAAUAAGUUGGCUCUGGACUGCGAAUAGUCUCUUACUUUCCUUUACCAAGUUACUGACGCAAAACCCAAGCACGCGAGUAGCGAAGCCGCAAGCCACGAUAAACGAGGGCGUAAUCCGUUUUUGUAAUGUCAUGGUUUGCAAUCAGACUGGCUGAGAUAAGAACUAGACGGAUUUUACGAGAAAAGGUGGACUGCAAGCAGUCUUAGUUGGAUUAGUCGCCUAGGGUAACUCAGGUAGGGGGAUGACCCUUCCUCCCGGUAUAACUUUUUUCCAUAUAAACGGAGCCUAAAGUAGAUUUUUUUCAGAAUUUUUUCUAGCUGUUCAAAUUUUUCAUAAUUACAAGUAUGGUUCGCAGUUUUCAACACUGAAGAAUGUGGCGUUUAAUGAUAGCACUGCAAGCCUAUUCCAGAUCCCAUAUUGUGGACGGGAAAAGCAUAUCGGAAAAAAACAUUGCGCGAAACCCGCGUGGGGGCUAGGAUAGACGGGUAGUGCUCCCUUUUUCGCUGCUCGCUUGCAUUUUUCUCUCUUCUGCACCAGCCUGCUUCUUCACUGACCGACAGCCUGUCACAGGCUAUUAUAGCGCUUGAACUAACAGCUGUGACAGAUUCACUUGAUUUACAAAAACUUUAAGUUCUUUCUUUGAGUAGAAUAAUAGUUAUUUUCUUGCUCUGAUAAGUUGUAACAGGCACCACUCUAGAUUAGGUGAGUACUUAUGGUCUCCGGCCAGACUGGAUGACUUCUCGCUGACUUUGCUUUUACUGGCUUUUAGGGGCUUGUCCGCGAUUAGAGCGUAUCGAAGUGCAUAUUGGGAUAUCAGAUUACUUUACGGAUGUUGAAGCUGAAGUCAGCCAGAGAAAAUACAGGCGCAUUGUCAAGAAACUCACAGUAAGGACAUGAUUUGCUUUUGUAAUAUUAAACUACGAAACGUUUUGUGGAUUGUCACGGGGGGGGAGAGGGGGAAACGUUUUUGUGGAUUGUCACAGGUGGGUGGGGUAGCCCUCGUCCGCUUUAUAAACAGUACCACGCAGUUUCUUGUUAGGAGCUAGGAGUUAAGUUGAAAUCCAUUAGGAAAUUGAGUAAUUUAAAUUUUCAGUGGACGAAAACCUUGUAUCAGAAUAAAUUCAAGCAUAUUGCAUUCUUUUUCACACUUUUCAAGGGCUAUAAAUGUUCUAAGUUGUAGAAACGAGAAAGAGAGAACGUUAAAAAAGCAAUAGGUUAAAAAGGCAAAACAACAACUUUGCAAGUGCAGCAAAGAGAGUUCGCUUGCUUGCAUUCGACAAAGUAAAUGAGUUGUAGAUUGAAACAAAACAAAGUGACUUUUUAAGCAACGUUCUCGUGGCCGCCGCCGUCGUGGUAAAACGUCCCUGAGUUGAGUUCUCAAUUCUCUUUUUUGCUUCAUUAUUAUUCAGUGAAGGUCGAUUAAAACUAGCAAUUUAAAAUAUUGUUGUCUUUAUCUUUUUUGUUUAGGCUUUACAAGAAGAGAACGUAGAAUUUGCAAGAGUUCUUUGGAUAAAGUCAGAUUACGGAUAA
This is a messenger RNA of Porites evermanni, 13622 nucleotides long. Lineage: Eukaryota; Metazoa; Cnidaria; Anthozoa; Scleractinia; Poritidae. The record is from the annotation of a GenBank genome assembly.